This is a messenger RNA of Clarias gariepinus (North African catfish), 974 nucleotides long. RefSeq names its product polymeric immunoglobulin receptor-like. The record is from RefSeq and is a predicted model, not a curated record. The coding region runs from base 86 to 898 and encodes 270 amino acids. The transcript is spliced from 7 exons. NCBI's taxonomy places the organism in Eukaryota, Metazoa, Chordata, Actinopteri, Siluriformes, Clariidae.
GCGAACUGAAGAGGAACUGCUUGAACUGCUACAGACACAGUAACAACUUCACAGAGAAGCAAGACACCUUACAUUUUAUUCUAACAUGAGCUGCUUUUCCAUUUUAAUUAUCAUCAUUUCGAGUGUUGCCAUUCAAGCAAAUAGGCAUUUUAAUGGUAAAACUGGAGCAUCUGUCACUAUUUUGUGUGAUUACAAUAGGAAAUAUAUACAGCAUAAGAAAUACUGGUGCUCUGGUGGAGAAUUCAAUUUAUGCAAAAUUCAGGCGUAUGCCAAUCAAACAAAUGACAAAAUGACAGUAAAUGAUAACCCAGCUGAGAGUCUCUUUACUGUGACUAUGAAUAAUCUGAAGACAAAAGACACUGGAUGGUACUGGUGUGCUGUAGAGAUAGGUGACAUAACAGAGCCAGAUGUUAAAGAGAAGAUUUAUAUCACAGUGAAAAGAGAUUCUGAUCUGUCUGUUAAGGAGAGCAGAGUGAGAGGUGAGGAAGGAGGCAACGUCACAGUCCAGUGUCGCUACAGCGCUGCGUAUCAGAAUGAACAGAAGCAGUGGUGCAGAUUUAAAGACAAGAACUGCAACACAUUUCAGUGGACUGAAACAUCCCAGAAUUCAGCAGUGCAGCUCAGUGAUGAUGGCAGAGAAUCCUUCAGUGUGGAGAUGAGAGGACUGAAGAAGAGUGAUGCUGGCUGGUACUGGUGUGGUGCAGGAGAUCUGCAGGUUCCUGUUCACAUCAGUGUCAGUGAUCCACCUCCAGAUGUGGAAACAACAGAGAUUGCAACCACUCACCAUGUUUCUAAUUAUAUGUCUGUCUUAAGGGACACUUCAGCAGCGCCUGUAACAGCAACUUAUAGCAGUGAGAAAACCAUAAUGCCAGUGAAGUUCUGCAUUGCACACAACUGAAGGCUGUAACUGGCAUUAAAUCAGUCUAUCUAUCUAUCUAUCUAUCUAUCUAUCUAUCUAUCUAUCUAUCUAUCUA